UGGCCUGCAAAGUUCACUGAGGCAGAGUUGGUGGACUGUACUGCACUCAUAUCAGUAAAGACAGACAUGGAGCUUGGAUCAGCAGUAAGUACAGUGAGGAGUACGAGGGUACUGCUUGGUGAUGAGAUCCGUCCUGCUGUCAUCGUAAUUAAGGAUGGAAAGAUCCAUGAGAUACUCCCAGACAGAGACUUUUCUGGAGCUGCUGCCUGUGAGGUGCUGGAUGUGGGCAACAGUGUGGUGAUGCCAGGCGUUGUAGACUGCCAUGUUCAUGUGAAUGAACCAGGCCGCACCUCCUGGGAGGGUUUCUGGACCGCCACCAGGGCUGCUGCGGCAGGAGGGGUGACAACCAUCGUGGACAUGCCGCUAAAUAGCAUCCCUCCAACUACCACUCUUGGAAAUUUUCACGAGAAGCUGCAGGAGGCGACGGGGAAGUGUUUUGUGGACACGGCCUUCUGGGGAGGUGUGAUUCCUGGCAAUCAGCUGGAGCUUCGGCCCAUGAUCCAGGCAGGAGUGGCUGGCUUCAAGUGUUUCCUUAUCCACAGUGGUGUGGAGGAAUUCCCACAUGUGACGGACGUUGAUCUACACGCAGCCAUGAAGCAGCUGCAAGGCACAGGAAGUGUCCUGCUGUUUCAUGCAGAGAGGGAUGUUCAGCCGACAACAGAAGAGAAUGGAGACCCUUGCCAGUACUCCACCUUCCUGCAGUCCAGACCAGACGUCAUGGAGAUAGAGGCAAUUCGCACCAUCACACAACUCUGCCUCCAGUACCAGGUGCGGUGCCACAUAGUUCACUUAUCCUCUGCAAAGCCACUGCAACUGAUCCAGGAAGCACGGAAGGCCGGAGCGCCCUUGACAGUGGAGACCACCCACCACUACCUCAGCCUGUGUGCAGAGAACAUACCUGCAGGGGCCACACAAUUCAAGUGCUGCCCCCCCAUCAGAGGAGCUGCUAACCAGGAGCAGUUAUGGUCCGCUCUGAAAGCUGGGCAGAUUGACAUGGUGGUGUCCGAUCAUUCCCCCUGCACCCCUGAUCUGAAGAAACUGCAGAACGGAGACUUCACUGAGGCUUGGGGAGGAAUUUCAUCUCUACAGUUUGGUUUGCCUCUGUUUUGGAGUUCAGCCAGUAAGCGAGGCUUUCAGCUGUCUGACGUGGUGAGACUCCUCAGCCAGAAAACAGCCCAGCUGAGUCGGCUGGACAACCAGAAGGGCAGCCUCGCCCCCGGCUAUGAUGCUGACCUGGUGAUAUGGGACCCAGAAAGAGAAUUUAAAAUUAAAGAAGCAAGCAUACAUCAUAAAAACAAGCUAACACCUUACCUCGGCGUCACACUGAAAGGAGUGGUGUGUGCCACCAUUGUCAGGGGGCGGCUGGUGUUCAGAGAAGGCUCCUUCUGCCCCGAGCCUCUAGGGAAGCAUCUCCUCAUCUCCUCAGCUGUGAAGCACAACGACAACAAGCUGUGAUAAACUUACCUGAGUGUCAUGUGAAUCUGUAACAGUGCACCAUGGUGUUUUCCUCAAUUCUCUCGCACUGAACGCUUUUUAUUAGAUUUCAUGAUCUUAAAUUUUUUUACAUCACAGUUUGCUUAAAAUAUCCUCGAUUUCAGAAGUACCUCCAGAAAACAAUAUAACCUCCUGAGAUAAAUAUUCUGUGAAGAUAAUUAAUAAAAUGCAUUAUAAGCUGAUUGCAUCUUCACAAUAUCUAAUCAGAACAGCAUACGGACCAAUGAUUAUGAGACAAUGGGCCCCUCUGCAAAAAUAUGCAUCUCUUUGUAGUUGUAGUGCAACUUUUUCUUGGUUUGUAUCUCUGAGGUAACUUUGUGUCUUUUUGUGGUUGUUUUUGCCCAUGUUUCUACUAUUUUUGUUCCUGUGUGUCUCUCUGUUGUCAUUUUGAAUCUCUCCCUGGUCUGUACGUGUUAAUUUGAGUGAUAUUUUGCAGGUGAAGGUCAGGGGGCCCCUCUUACAGUUUGGGCCCCUGGGCCUGGUUAGUAAUCCAUCCAUGCUUAUGGACAUGCAAUCAAAUAAGUCUUUCUAUC
Messenger RNA from Epinephelus moara (kelp grouper), 2027 nucleotides. RefSeq names its product Allantoinase, mitochondrial. Gene Ontology annotation, cellular component: cytoplasm. Lineage: Eukaryota; Metazoa; Chordata; Actinopteri; Perciformes; Serranidae. Bases 67 to 1455 code for a protein of 462 amino acids. The record is from RefSeq and is a predicted model, not a curated record. Gene Ontology annotation, molecular function: cobalt ion binding; allantoinase activity; zinc ion binding. The transcript has 11 exons. Gene Ontology annotation, biological process: purine nucleobase catabolic process; allantoin catabolic process.